CAACCGUUGAUGAGCAAGUAGAGAUUAGGUGGUAUAAGGUUAUGUGAUGGCUAAGAGUAGGGACAGAACCGAAGAUUUUAGGGAAGCUACCCGUGCGACAGCUCUCUCUUUUGGCUACGACGAGGCCAAAUUGGUUGCGCUCUUGGCAUCCUUCAUUUUGCGCAAACCCUUGGAGAAACCUCCAUUUGAAAAAGCUGCAAUUAAGACGCUUGAAAGUAUUUCAAAAUUGGAACACUUCAUCACUAAGCAUCGGAAAGAUUAUGUGGAUCUGCAUCGAAUCACUGAACAGGAGAGGGACAACAUUGAACAUGAAGUACUUGAUCCAACCAUGAGGCCGAGUAUAAAAGAGCUUUAAAAGGCUUCAAAUCGAGUGUUUCUAAACAUGUAACCAUUAUCGGUUGGCUAUCAAAUGGCUGUUCUUUCUGUUUAAU
Messenger RNA from Zingiber officinale, 431 nucleotides. RefSeq names its product syntaxin-81-like. The transcript has 4 exons. The coding region runs from base 47 to 355 and encodes 102 amino acids. Gene Ontology annotation, biological process: retrograde vesicle-mediated transport, Golgi to endoplasmic reticulum. Gene Ontology annotation, cellular component: endoplasmic reticulum; SNARE complex. NCBI's taxonomy places the organism in Eukaryota, Viridiplantae, Streptophyta, Magnoliopsida, Zingiberales, Zingiberaceae. The record is from RefSeq and is a predicted model, not a curated record.